Molecule: messenger RNA, 1168 nt
Organism: Olea europaea var. sylvestris
Lineage: Eukaryota; Viridiplantae; Streptophyta; Magnoliopsida; Lamiales; Oleaceae
Exons: 2
Coding region: 198-1013 (271 amino acids)
Source: RefSeq, a predicted model, not a curated record
UGUGUGAUCCAUUAGCCACUUUUUUCUCUAAAUAUAGUACCUCUCUUUUCUCUCAAUCUUUCCACUUUACUUCUCGUUUUAUUUUGCAUACCAUAAACUUCUUCUCUUAUUUCUCUCCUCGCUGAACAACAAAGAAAAUCCAACUUAUUCUCUACCGUCGUCAACAGUAACAUCGUCAUCGGACUGGUCGAGACGACAUGUCGACAAUGGCACGUAGUCUCUUCACCUGUUUUGGUAAAGGCUCCCCGCACCAGAAGCUUGAAAAUUCAAACGAAGGUGCAACCUUGGACAUGGUGGUGGAGGAGCAACGGAGAGGUGGGCCGGUGGUGGUGGAGCUGUUUUCAUCACAGGGAUGCGCCACCUCUCCAGAGGCGGAGCUGCUGUUCUCACGGCUAGCGAGGGGUGAUUUCAACCUCGAGGUGCCGUUGAUAUUGUUGGCCUACCAUGUUGAUUAUUGGGAUUAUAUGGGCUGGAAGGACCCUUUUGGGUCCAGCCAAUGGACUGUGAGACAAAAGGCCUAUGUUGAGGCCCUGAACCUUGAUACAAUGUUCACGCCCCAAAUUGUGGUCCAGGGUCGGGCCCAAUGUGUUGGUAACGAUCAGGAUGCUUUGUUAUCCUGCAUCACGUCUGCACCGCGAAUCCCUGCUCCGUCGUUCCAGGCGACAUUCCAAAGGACAACGCCAGAGUCCUUGCAAGUGUCUCUCAAAGGAGCUUUAAGGGCUAAGGGAGAUCAACAAGGUGCCAAUGUCAUGGUUGCUCUGUAUGAAAGCGGUUUAGUGACAAAUUGUCCAAAGGGAGUGAACAAAGACCGCGUCCUAGCCAAUGACUUUGUUGUAAGGGGGCUUCAGAAACUCUGUUCAGUUAAAGAUACCUCUACUAGAAAAAUGAUUGCUGUUAAUUUUUCUUUGUGGCAAAGUUUCAAUAGCAACAAAUGUGGUGUCGCUGUCUUUGUAGAAACAAGUUCUCAUCAAAUUUUGGGUUCGCAGAAUUUUCAGUUGCCAGAUAAUGUGUGAGUUCUAAUUUAUUAAAAGUUCGACGACUUGUGUUGAAGUUUAGAUGGUGUUAUUUUUCUAUUUUGAUUCAUUUUUAGUUCUCUACUUGAUUUGAAGGUUAUGAGAUGAGGAUAGAUUUGGGUAGGGAUGAAAUGUGAUUCGAAAUUUGGAACUUU